AGGCCCAGCUGCUUCUUACACUUGCUUCUGACACAACCGUGUUCACUAGCAACUACACAAACAGACAUCAUGGUGCAUCUGAGUGGUGAAGAGAAGGGUCUUGUCACCGGCCUGUGGGGCAAGGUGAACGUGGACGAAGUUGGUGGUGAGGCCCUGGGCAGGCUGCUGGUGGUCUACCCCUGGACUCAGAGGUUCUUUGACUCCUUUGGCGACCUGUCCUCUGCUUCUGCUGUUAUGGGCAACGCUAAGGUGAAGGCCCAUGGCAAGAAAGUGCUGAACUCCUUCAGUGAUGGUCUGAAGAGUCUCGACAACCUCAAGGGCACCUUUGCUAAGCUGAGCGAGCUGCACUGUGACAAACUGCACGUGGAUCCUGAGAACUUCAAGCUCCUGGGCAACGUGCUGGUGUGCGUGCUGGCUCGCAACUUUGGCAAGGAUUUCACCCCGCAGGUGCAGGCUGCCUAUCAGAAGGUGGUGGCUGGUGUGGCCACUGCCCUGGCUCACAAGUACCACUGAGAUCCUGGCCAUUUCCUUGUUACUAUUGGAAGACCCUGUUUCUCUAGAUUCCAUCUUCUGAACUUGGGGAAAUUAUGCCCACCCUCAAGGGUAUGGCUUCUGCCUAAUAAAGAACUUUCAGCUCAA
Hipposideros armiger (great roundleaf bat) is the source of this 639-nucleotide messenger RNA. RefSeq names its product hemoglobin subunit beta-like. The transcript has 3 exons. The record is from RefSeq and is a predicted model, not a curated record. Gene Ontology annotation, molecular function: oxygen carrier activity; organic acid binding; peroxidase activity. Gene Ontology annotation, cellular component: hemoglobin complex; blood microparticle; haptoglobin-hemoglobin complex. Lineage: Eukaryota; Metazoa; Chordata; Mammalia; Chiroptera; Hipposideridae. Gene Ontology annotation, biological process: hydrogen peroxide catabolic process; oxygen transport. The coding region runs from base 70 to 513 and encodes 147 amino acids.